Molecule: messenger RNA, 1359 nt
Organism: Symbiodinium natans
Lineage: Eukaryota; Dinophyceae; Suessiales; Symbiodiniaceae
Source: the annotation of a GenBank genome assembly
AUGGCUCACACAGCUGCUGGCAAGGAGGUCCACGCACACUCCGACGUGGCGCCUCAGUCCUUCACGCCUUGGCAGUAUGUCUGGAAGUCCCGCGUGCCGCUCAUUGCGGUGCCCGUCCUGGCGGGCUUGAGGCAGCUGCCCCCCCGCCCUGUCGCCGAAGACACGCUGUCCAGCAUCCUCUUAGAGGUGGCGCUGCUCUGCGGUCUGGCAGUUGGGUCAGGCUACGUGCGCCUGCCCUUCUCGGCAACCUGGUGGCUGGUUUUGCUGGCGGCCCUCAUCACCCAAACCAGGUUCAUUUUGGGCGUGGCGACCGUCCUGUCGCUCAGUGUGCUCCUGACCUGGUACGGCCUUCGCCUGCAGCAUGCCGCCGCAGUCACGGCGCUCUGGGGAGGCGGCGUCUUGACCAGCCCGUGGUCUCGGCUGUUCUGGCAGUCUUGGGACCUCUGCGUGCACGGGCUUCCUGCCCUGGCGAUGCUUUGGUUCCACGGGCCGUGUCUGGGCCUCUCCGGGCCCAUGGGACCUGGCCCGGUCACCGCCAGCGCUGCCGCUGCCGCGCUGCCGCUGUCCCUGCUUUGGCUUUUCGGGCUGUGCCUGGGCCUUCCCGAGUUCAAGUGCAACCUUUGCCAGACUCGUCUUGCCUAUCGCAUCGCCCCUGGCCUCCCUAAAGAGGCUUGGCGUUGGGUGCACGGCUCCCAUGGCUUCGUCUGCUUAGCCUGGUUCCUCUCCUUGGCCCUGCCUUCGCCUGCUGCAGGCAUCUACGGCCUCUUUGCCUUCAUCGGCCUCAUCCGGCAGCCCUUCACGCUGGGUUGGUGGUGCCUUUUUCUCACCAGCCUUUGGUUCACGUUUGGCCAGGAGAUGUCCAGGACGGGCUCGAGUUUGCCCGAGCCCGCUCUGCAGCUUCUGCAGGGCAUGACGUGCUGCUGCGCAGCCACGACUGCGACAGGCUUCUACGGGGUCCAGGUUCUGGCUCCGCACGCCUUCGCCUCGCUGAUCGACACCUGGAUCGUGGACCCAAUGGUGCACGCCUGCCCGAGCCAUUCGGCGCUCAUCCGCCGCAUCGCCGCCACGCGGAGCUUCCGUGCGGCCACGCGUUUAGGGGACUGCUUUCUGCAUCUUUUCCCAACCACAGGGGCAAUCCUCCUCUUCUGGCCCAGCGUGACCGCUGCGGCGGCGUUUUUGUCUUUGCCUGCGAAUUUGAUCUGGCUGCUGAGCACAGGCUCCUGGUCGCUGGACGCUACGAACCGGCUCUAUGGGGUAAAGCCGCCCCUGAAAGCCGCCACCCUCCACUUCGUGUAUGGCAGCCAUUGGACCCUCUGCUUGGGUCUUGGCGCACUCUGCCUGGCAGCCGGGAAGUGGUGA